Cydia amplana is the source of this 891-nucleotide messenger RNA. RefSeq names its product brachyurin-like. Gene Ontology annotation, molecular function: serine-type endopeptidase activity. The coding region runs from base 1 to 891 and encodes 296 amino acids. Gene Ontology annotation, biological process: proteolysis. Lineage: Eukaryota; Metazoa; Arthropoda; Insecta; Lepidoptera; Tortricidae. The record is from RefSeq and is a predicted model, not a curated record. The transcript has 5 exons.
AUGUUCAGCAACAUGAUACUCACUUCACUGGUCAUGUUAAUGCCUGUGGUAACAAAUUCUUUCGUGAUAAAUUACAAGGCAUUUCCAUUAAACAUUGGUGUAUAUGAUUAUCAUCGAAAUAUCGGCAUACCACUGGCUGAGAAGAUACAGAAGCAUGAAAGUGAAAUCAGCAUGCAGCGGAUUACUGGCGGAUUAAUGACAGAAAUCGAUGACGUGCCUUAUCAGGCAGGUCUCAUCAUCUCAGUCCUCAACAAUCUUUCUAUCUGUGGUGGCUCCAUAAUUUCCGCCACUACAGUCCUCACGGCUGCCCACUGCUAUGCUGACGGCAGUGCAACAGCUGAAGCCAUACUGGUUGUCCUGGGCUCCAACCAACUGUUUUUUGGAGGCACAAGAAUAGAUGCAGUAGACGUGGUAGCGCAUGCUGGAUUCAAUCCCGUAACGGCAGAAAAUGAUAUCGCCGUUAUACGAGUGCCAAGUGUCGUAUUUUCUUCGCAGAUCCAACCGGUUGCCCUUCCUUCGGGCGAAGUAAAUAUGGAUUUCACUGGAUACCAGGCACUCGCCUCCGGCUACGGGAUGACAAGCGACGAUGAGGACAUAGAGUUACUCCAAACUGUUAGUUCAGUGACAGUUCCUGUGAUCAGUAACACAGAAUGUGCAGAAGUAUACGGAGGUUUCAUCCUAAGCCAGCACAUCUGCACGAGCGGUGUGGGUGCCAAGGGUACAUGUGGUGGAGACUCUGGGGGCCCGUUGGUAGUAGACCUCGACUCCAGGACCGUUUUGAUUGGCAUAACGUCUUUCGGAGCCGAGUUCUGCACGUUAUCAUAUGCGUCCGCCUAUGUCCGAGUAACCGAGUUCUUGGAUUGGAUAUCAACACAGAUUACACAGAUAUAA